Pelodiscus sinensis (Chinese soft-shelled turtle) is the source of this 738-nucleotide messenger RNA. The record is from RefSeq and is a predicted model, not a curated record. Lineage: Eukaryota; Metazoa; Chordata; Testudines; Trionychidae.
AUGAGGUUCUGCGCGCUUACCUUAGGUGUUGUGGCCGGGAGUGGGAAAGAUAUCCCAUCCUUUCUGGCGGGAGGGUACAGCUCGGAGCUGUAUUACCUCCUGAACCCCCUUGCCCUCCUUGAUAUGUAUUUGCAGUUACAUUAUCCAUCCACUAGAGGGCUCUGUAUGCUGUACAUCGGGCUAGAGUGGAUGUCGUCCCUGGUAAACAAUGCGGUUUGGGACCUGGCCGGGCGCGGCUCGGUCCCGUGUGAACGCGUCUCUGUCUCCGCUCCAGAGCCCGUUGGAGAGACGCUGUUCAAGGAGGGGAAGAGCCCGACGUGGGGCUCGCUCAGCCCCGGCGUGCAGAAAGGCAGCGGGCAGAUCCAGCUCUGGCAGUUCCUGCUGGAGCUGCUGUCGGACAGCAGCAACUCCGGCUGCAUCACGUGGGAGGGCACCAACGGGGAGUUCAAGAUGACGGACCCGGACGAGGUGGCGCGGCGCUGGGGCGCCCGCAAGAGCAAGCCCAACAUGAACUACGACAAGCUGAGCCGGGCGCUGCGCUACUACUACGACAAGAGCAUCAUGACCAAGGUGCACGGCAAGCGCUACGCCUACAAGUUCGACUUCCAGGGCCUGGCGCAGGUGUGCCAGCCAGCAGCGCCCGAGCACGCCCUCUACAAGCUCCCGGGCAGCCUGGCGCUGUCUGCUGGCAGUGGAGUAUUAGGGGAGAGCCGCUGCAUGUCCCUGCCCUGGAACUGA